Molecule: messenger RNA, 1020 nt
Organism: Echinostoma caproni
Lineage: Eukaryota; Metazoa; Platyhelminthes; Trematoda; Plagiorchiida; Echinostomatidae
Source: the annotation of a GenBank genome assembly
AUGGGUGCAUUUUUAGAGAAGCCGAAAACCGACAAAGUUCGCGAGUCGGGAUCUGGUAAUGGCCUGCGUUAUGGGCUUUGCAGCAUGCAAGGGUGGAGAAUCGAAAUGGAGGAUGCUCAUGUUGCUCGUGUGGAGUUGCCGCCCCCAUUCAAAUCGUGGUCCUAUUUCGGGGUGUUCGAUGGGCAUGCCGGUGCACGUGUUUCAGAACGCUGUGCCGCUAAACUCCUGGAUACCAUUUUAAAUACUGAGGAAUUCAAAAAGAUUGCAUCGGAGGAUAGUGCCGAGUUAGAUGUCACUCUUGUUAAGCAAGGCGUUGUGAACGGAUUUCUAGCUUUUGAUCGUGAAUUGGCCGCUGAGGAUCGAGAAGAGAAAUCCGGAUCAACAGCGGUAGUUGCUUUUAUCACCCCGGCGCAUAUAAUCAUGGCCAAUUGUGGUGAUUCGAGAGCCAUGCUGGUUCGCGAUGAUAAACCAUUCCUUGCCACAGAAGACCACAAACCUUACCUGCCGACCGAGCGAAAGCGAAUUUCAGAAGCUGGUGGACAGGUGAUGUUAUCGCGGGUCAAUGGCUCUCUCGCCGUUUCCAGAGCUCUUGGGGAUUUUGAAUAUAAACAGUUAUGUAACCGCGGUGCCACCGAACAGCUUGUUUCCCCGGAACCCGACGUUUUUGUAUUGACUCGAAAUAAGGAUAGAGACCAACUUCUCAUACUAGCGUGUGAUGGAAUAUGGGAUGUAUUUGAAAAUGAUGCCUUAGCCAACUACGUGUUGCAGCGGCUCCGUUGUGUCGCCUCCCUAAUGGAUGUUUGCGCAGAGAUUCUGGAUACUAGCCUCCAUAAGGGAAGUCGCGACAACAUGAGUGUUCUCCUGAUCGCUUUGGACAAUGCGCCGAAAUUGGAUCCGGAGGCUGCACGGAAGGAUAUCGAGUUGGAUAAAGCAAUCAGUUCAAUCGUUAUGGGUAGGUAUCGGAACAUAAUUGUUUUUCUUGGCUGUUUCUACUUCCUAACGCUAUCGCUCAGCGAUUGA